This is a messenger RNA of Linum trigynum, 4928 nucleotides long. Lineage: Eukaryota; Viridiplantae; Streptophyta; Magnoliopsida; Malpighiales; Linaceae. The record is from the annotation of a GenBank genome assembly.
GCCUUAUCCAUUGAAACUCAAACGAUCAUCACACAAAUGGCCUCCCCUGCUCCGACGUCCCCUGACCUAUCCUAUAGCUCGCCGGCGACGGGUUUUCAACCCAUCCGGCGCUGUGAGAAGACGGGCAGCCCGUGGAGAGAUGGGACGGGUGUUCCGUUGCGGCUACAAUAGUAAGUUUGUUUUUUAUUUCCGGUAAAUUAAAAGUUUUUUUUGGGUUUAAGUGUUUAAAUUUAAAAAAUAUGAAUUAAGGGUAUUCGAGUAAAAUUAACUUAAUUAGGGCGACGAAUAAGGAUUUUUAGGGCGACGAAUAGCAAUAGCGACACUCGUUGAGACCACUACCGAGCUAAGUAAACAACAAAGCUUAUGGAAGCGCCAAAGUUUGUUAAAAUCGAGACGGCCGGUGAAGACCGUUAGGUUACAGUUACCGAUUGAGACGAGUAAAGGGAAAGGGGGAGGAGACGGAGGCGGCAAAGCGACGCCAAUUCUCUUGUUUCCCCUCCUCUAUGACCUCCGUUAGAAAACGACGGCAUUCUAUGCCUUUCUCUCCCUCAUAAAAAGAAAAUCCAAAUAAAAUAAUAUUUGCAUUCCCUCCCCUAACCGUAAAAACCCGCAGAAUAAAAAGAAAAAUAAAAGAAGGGAUGAGAAGAAGAAAAGGAGAGCAUAAAGCACAAACGAGGCCGAAAAAUAUACCUUUUUUUCUUCUUCUUUGUUUAAAGUCGUAACCUGAAAGCAAAAUCCCCAAUCCCAGCAGCAGGCGGGCAGCUGUUAGAGAGAGAGAGAGAGAGAGACGUAGAGAGAAGGAGUCAGCCGCGCCCCGCCCGCCCCGCCCGCCCUCCUACUUUCUUCCCUCUUGAGAAACAAAAAAACCAGAACUUCACCCGUCGUCUCCGCCAUUUCCGUCGCGCGAUCGCCUCCCUGCAACUUUCUUAUAGCCUUUUUCUUCCUCACACGCGCCGCAGUCAUGAGCUCCAGGAAUGCGGCUUCCCUCCACGCGUCUCCCACCGAGAUUUCAGCGGUCUGAUUACACAGCCAGCGCAGUCAUCCGACUGUGACCGGAAUUCCUCCUUUACUGCCCCGAUCUGAUUUGGAUCAUUCAAUCCACUCUUCUCUCUCAGCGACAGGCUUUGGGAUUCAAUUCACUAGUUUUCUUCCGAAUUCUUGAUCCGCUGAGAUCUACAUCAGCUGCCGACGGGGCAUCCACUGUUGCAUAAGCUUCUGUGGGAAUUCUCCGUUUUGGUUCUUUUUUUUCCCCCCAUUUGUUCCGAUCAUCUGAUUUGAUCCAGGAGCAGUCCCUCGAUUUGUAUACAACGAGGGUUGAGCGGAAAUGCCAGGAGAUGGAGCGGUGCGUUACUAUCAAGAGAAUGGCAAGGCUAAAGCGUUGGAUCUGGAGACUUCUGAGGACGAGAAACGAAGAACCAGGGGUAGAUCUCUAAGAAAAAAGGCGAUGACCGCUUCCACCAAGCUCACGCACAGUCUCAAGAGGCGUAGCAGCAGGAGAGUGGCUGAUUGUAGAUAUGCCGCAAUCUCUGUAAAUGAUGUUAGGGAUGCCAAGGAGGAGGCAGCUGUUAAUGCAUUUCGGCAGGCAUUGGUCACAAAGGACUUGCUACCCCCGCGACACGAUGAUUACCACACUCUGUUGAGGUUUCUUAAGGCGAGGAAGUUUGACCUUCACAAAACUAUCCUCAUGUGGUCAGAGAUGCUAUACUGGAGGAAAGAGAACGGAGUCGAUUCCAUUUCACAGGAUUUUGUAUAUGAGGAAUUUGAAGAGGUACAGCGGCAUUAUCCUCAUGGUUACCAUGGUGUAGACAAAGGAGGCCGACCUGUUUAUAUUGAAAGACUUGGAAAGAUAGAACCUCACAAGCUAAUGAGUGUGACUACUGUGGAUCGAUUUUUGAAGUACCAUGUCCAGGGUUUUGAGAAGGCAUUUUCGGAGAAAUUUCCGGCAUGCUCUAUUGCAGCCAAGAGGCACAUAGAUUCCACAAUAACCAUACUUGAUGCUCAUGGACUGAAUUGGAUGAGCUUCGGCAAGGUUGCGCAUGAUCUUGUAAUGCGCAUGCAAAAAAUUGAUGGGGACAACUAUCCUGAGACUCUGCAUCAGAUGUACAUUGUUAACGCUGGAAGUGGAUUCAAACUGUUGUGGAAUACAGCUAAAACCUUUCUUGAUCCCAGAACUACUGCAAAGAUCAAUGUUUUAGGUAACAAGUUCCAAAGUAAGUUGUUGGAGGUCAUUGACUUAAGCCAAUUACCGGACUUUCUUGGUGGAUCUUGCUGCUGUGCUAAUGAAGGCGGUUGUCUUAGGUCUGAGAAAGGACCAUGGAAGGAUCCGGAAAUAAUGAAACUAGUACAUGCUGGAGAUGCACUAUACCUAAGAAAAAUGAGAUCUCUUUCUGAUGAAGAGGACAUAGACAUCAAGUUAUAUUCCUCAAAGACAUCAAGAAGCGAGAUCACAACUGCUGAUGCAAGCCCAAAUUUGAGGCAGAACGAUUUCACUCAACAAGUCCUGCCAGAAUUUAUCCAAGUACGUCCGAACCAAUGGAGACCAGCAGCUGAUCGAUCUGCAUUUGAUAGUGUAAUUGAACGCCAUGUUCAGGCUGCUAAUCAAACAAGUACGUGACCUAUUACUGAUUGAAUUUUAGAUAGGUUUCUCCUGCCUAUUACAGUUGUUUCUCUUCUCAUCUGAACAUGAAAUUAUAGAUUGCAAUGAAGUAGUCUUCUCAUUCCCAGCAUAGUUAAUCACUAUCAACACUUGCACUUUCAUUGUUUAAGAUUCAAUUAAAAGCUAGAUCUGCACCUUGUAUCUAAGUCAUCGUUUUCUUAGAUAAGGGUGAUAUAGGCUUACUUUUUGUGGCUAGCAGUGGUCUAAGUCAUUGUUAUUCCCCAUGCACACUUGUAGACAUUUUUAGACAACUUCACAGUUUAAGUAACUUUCUCAUAUACGAUAGGCCACUUUGUUUUGAGAUUUGUAAUCUAUUUUUUGUGCAGAUAUCACAACUGAGGAUGUUUCCCUUGAAAAUCCCACUGGAACACGGUUCGUUGUACGCAUUGUGGUGAAGUUGUUAGCAUGGGUAUACCUUGUACUUCCAAAGAUGGGGAGAUUAUUUGCAGCCGAGCAUGCAAGGAGGCAAUUGCAGAGCCGAUCUGAGCCAGUAUCAGCAGUUUCAAGUUCACACGAGCAGCAUGUCCCACUGGAAACAAAAGAGGAUAGGUUGCGACCGUGCUGGCAGAGGCUGCAGCAUUUGGAGAAAAUGGUCAACGAGCUGGUCAACAAACCCACAAACAUACCCCCUGAGAAGGAGGAUAUGAUUCUCGAUUCUUUAAGCCGUAUUAAAGGUAUAGAAUAUGAUCUACAGAAGACAAAGAAGGUGAGAUUUCCCUCUUCCUGAGCAUAGCUGUACAGAAACUUGAGCAGAACAAUAUCAUUCACCAUUGCUUCAUCAAAUGCCUGAUGCCCUGUAUGUCAACAUUUUACUUUGCAGGCACUGCUGGCAACAGCGUCAAAACAAGUGGAGCUUGCUGAGUCACUUGAAAAUCUGAAGGAGUACAAAAUAUCUGUAAGUUCUUGUGACUUCUUCUAACAAAUUUCCAUUAUCGUACUUCUGCAUGCUAACAUUAUAGCUCAGACUUUGAGCAAUCAAAUUAAGGUAACAAAUCCCUCGUGAAUGGUCUACUAGGGUCUAAAAGGACAGUAGAGGAUUCUGCUUCGGUGAAUUUUCCUUCAUGUGGUAUCGUUGUAGUUAGGAUGCCAUUUGAACAUCGUGACUAUGCAGCCAGAAUUCCUAAAUAGAAUCCAAGUUGAAGUAGAACUCGCAAAAGCUGGGUUGUUCAUCGAAGAUACAGCCCCCAUAUUUUUUGUAGCAAUUGAUAACUGAAUUGACAAGGUUGAUGUCAAUAUAGCGAGUGCGUACAUGUUUCCUCUUAUCUGAGGGCCGACAUUCCGAAGUAAGUCAUUUGCAAAAUGGGAAGUAGGAAAAGAAGGACCCGGUGAGAAUAAUAGUAUCCGAUAAGACUGAGAAGUUGCUGAGUGCUGACUUCAUUGAGUCUUGUGAUAUCUACAGGGACCAAACUCUUGUUGGCCAAGACAUUACAAACCCUGUCCCCCAGAAUGAUGAGAUGUACAUUUUUACAAGUCCCAAUCAAAAGGUGAAGAAACUGUCAUGACUUGCAGCCACUAACCAAUGUGAAGUUACUAAGCCGGGUCAAGGAGGAUUGGUAAUACGAGGUACCUAUUGCAGCAAAUUGUUCGAGAUCUCCCCACAAAUCACUGGCUAUUAUUCAGAUGCAGGUUACUUGUAACCAAAAUGGGUAGAAAUGAAAAUGUUUUAUAGUUUGGAUGGAGCUGAGAUACAUUCUGUUCCCUCUUUGGUUUAACCUUGUUUCUGUGAUUUGUUGUUGGGCAGGGGAAAAGAGGGAUGUUUGUAUACAAUACAAAAUAGGAGAAUGGGUGUGGAGGGAUGCUGAAUUCUUGUGGGAUAAAAGGUGUGAUGCGGGUGUAUAGUUUACAUGUAAUGUUGUUGUACAUAGACCAAAUAGAUAAAGGGAAAUAAACGCUCUCUUAUUCGGACCUUAUUUUUUUAUGCUGAGUCUGAGACUCGAAGUUAUGGUAUGAUGAUUGAUUAUAUAUAGCCGCUGUCUGGAAAACUUGGAACUUGAGGCGAAUUGUGAAUUUGAGAUUUUUUAAUUGUUAUUGCUGCAGUUGCUAGUAAUGUUUACUAUGGUGGAUGAUCAAAAUGCAUCCUCUUUGGUUGCCGUCCAGCAUGGUUGUCGCGCCGGCCGGCGUGCCAUCAGUUGAACUUGGUUCAACCGAUACCGGUAAUAAAACCAGCGUAACACCAUCGGUAUGAUCGAUAUAUGAAUCUCUAAAUAAAAUGAUCCUGAAUUUAAUCGAUAAAAUUAUUUAAUUACUUAUUUUAUAAAAGUUAAAUAUUGAU